CAGAAUCAAUCCAAAAGGUUUAAGAGAAAAAGAAAAGCAAACUAGAGAAGCUGACCAGGGAAGUGGCUGAAAAUUCAGAAUGUCUAAAACUAGCAUUGAGAAACGAAAAAAGUUGAAGAAUCCUCACACUGCUGGAAAAAGAAGUUUUGCUUUAGUUCGCUCUAAGUUGGAAAAAGAAAAGGAAACUUCGGAUCCUUUAUCAGCAAAGGAAGUCUUUAUUGUUACAAGGAAAAGAAAAGUUGGGCGAUCAUACAAGUCCUCGGAUGAAGAUACAACUAGUAAAAUUGAUGAAAUGGAGGAAAUUGAAGCACAACAAAAAGAAAAUGGCAAUGAGUCCGUAGAGGCAUUUGCAUCUGUCAUGGGACCAGAACAUCCGGGACAUCUGAGAUUGUAUGGACGGGGGGCUACAAGAACUUCUUUAAGAGGAAAAGUAGGAUAUUUUGAACCCUCUUCGAAUACUUCAAAUUCUAUACAAAAAUUGGAGGAGAAGAUACAAAGAAUGGAGGAAAAAAUUGAGGAACAAAAGGCAACUAUCCGUCAAGAAGUUGUUGCAGAUGUUCUUGCACGACUUCAGCGUUCAGGAAUUGAUAUUGAUGUUGACAUUAUUCUAGUAGCAUUGAGUGACAAUUCAUUAGGAGAAGCUUCAUCUGCUCAGCAAACAGCAUUGCAACCAAUCCAUCGUCCAUCUACUGCUACCAACAAAGAAGGCCAACUCAUUCCAAGUAUUAACUCAUUGAUAAUUUAAUAAUUUUUGUGAGAUCUACUGUCUUAAGUUGGUACUUCAUGUGCGCAUUCUGUUGUAUUCCUCUAGUGUACAAAAUCCUUCUCUACUCCGUCAAAAACUAUUGUAUUCCUCUCUCUCUCUCUCUAUACAGUUCAAUAGCUUAUGCCUUAACAGUUGUGCUAUGAAAUCUUGGUUCUGUUGCAUCAAACAUCAAGUAUGAUGCAGUGCCAUUUUGUAAGAGAAAUCUUUUAUGUUCAUCCAGGCCUAUUUUCCAUCAGCAA
This is a messenger RNA of Nicotiana attenuata, 1005 nucleotides long. RefSeq lists its product as uncharacterized. The coding region runs from base 80 to 745 and encodes 221 amino acids. NCBI's taxonomy places the organism in Eukaryota, Viridiplantae, Streptophyta, Magnoliopsida, Solanales, Solanaceae. The transcript is spliced from 4 exons. The record is from RefSeq and is a predicted model, not a curated record.